Messenger RNA from Thalassophryne amazonica, 8527 nucleotides. RefSeq names its product diphosphoinositol pentakisphosphate kinase 1b (gene ppip5k1b). Gene Ontology annotation, molecular function: diphosphoinositol pentakisphosphate kinase activity; inositol hexakisphosphate kinase activity; 5-diphosphoinositol pentakisphosphate 1-kinase activity. Gene Ontology annotation, biological process: inositol phosphate biosynthetic process; inositol metabolic process. The coding region runs from base 630 to 4151 and encodes 1173 amino acids. The record is from RefSeq and is a predicted model, not a curated record. The transcript has 30 exons. Lineage: Eukaryota; Metazoa; Chordata; Actinopteri; Batrachoidiformes; Batrachoididae. Gene Ontology annotation, cellular component: cytosol.
AGAAGAAGAAGAAGAAGAAGAAAAAGAAAAGAGUUGUUGGCGGACGUGAGUGUUUGCAGGCGGUUCAGAACUUACUCAUGAAGUUUCUUUUCACUUCUCUCCUUCCUGGCUAGGCGGGCUGCAGUUGUUGAUAUUGUGGAGUUUCCUCUGAAGAAAAAUAAAACCCAUCACAAACUUGGACCAUGUUACCUUCCAGACCUCCUUUGUUCUGAGACGAGACAUUUUAUACUCAGGAUUCUUACUAUCUACCUCACUGCAAAUGCUGUAUGGUGGGCCUUUAUUCCACCAUCUGGUCCAGUUACUCUUCUACCUCACUGCAAACUGCAUACGGACGUACACUCUUGUGCUUGUUUGUUUGCACAUUGUCAUCUUGUUGAGGAACACGAGCACACCCUUCACGUUAUCACCAGGCUCUCAAGUGUCAGUCAGGGAGCCACGGUGUAGCACACACCUUUGGGUUGAUCUGUACAGGAGCCAUAAACACUGAGUGAUCUUCUGGUGGGAGGUGCCACUCCAGUCAGUCUUGUUGCACAGGAGCUUGUGAUAUCAGAGGCCUGUGUUGGAGGAGAACAAGUGCAGCGUAUCGAAGACACCGCUUUGUGGUUGGAUGAGAAUAAGACAGAUGGGAAAUGGGCCAAAUUGAAACAGACAUGAAGAAUGAGGUGUUUCAAGAAGAGGACAUGGAGGAUGAAGACGAGUCGCCAUCAGAGCAACAGAUUGUGGUCGGAAUAUGUGCCAUGAUGAAGAAGUCCAAAUCUAAGCCCAUGACUGAGAUCUUGGAGCGACUUUGUAUGUUUGAUUACAUUGAUGUAGUCAUCUUUCCAGAGGAAGUGAUUCUGGAGGAACCUGUGGAGAACUGGCCUCUUUGUGACUGCCUCAUUUCCUUCCAUUCCAAAGGUUUUCCAUUGGACAAAGCUGUGGAGUAUGCCAAGCUCAGAAAUCCACUGCUCAUCAAUGACCUCAACAUGCAGUAUUUUAUACAGGACAGGAGAGAAGUGUACCGUAUCCUACAGGAAGAGGGCAUUGACCUUCCUCGUUACGCUGUAUUAAACCGAGACCCUGACAAUCCUGAAGAGUGUAACCUGGUGGAGGGAGAUGACCAUGUUGAGGUGAAUGGGGAGGUGUUCCAGAAACCUUUUGUGGAGAAACCUGUGUGCGCUGAGGACCACAAUGUCUACAUCUAUUAUCCAACAUCUGCAGGAGGGGGCAGCCAGAGACUCUUUAGAAAGAUUGGGAGUCGUAGCAGUGUGUAUUCCCCAGAAAGCAGUGUGCGAAAGACUGGAUCCUAUAUCUAUGAGGAGUUCAUGCCCACGGAUGGUACUGAUGUGAAGGUUUACACAGUGGGUCCAGAUUAUGCCCAUGCUGAGGCCCGGAAGUCUCCAGCCCUGGAUGGGAAGGUAGAGAGGGACAGCGAGGGGAAAGAGAUACGCUAUCCUGUUAUGCUAACUGCCAUGGAAAAACUGGUGGCUCGGAAGGUCUCCGUGGCUUUCAAGCAAACCGUGUGCGGGUUUGAUCUGCUCAGAGCUAAUGGCCACUCCUUCGUCUGUGACGUCAAUGGCUUCAGCUUUGUAAAAAACUCCAUGAAGUACUACGAUGACUGUGCCAAAGUCCUGGGCAACCUGGUCAUGAGAGAGCUGGCACCUCAGUUCCACAUCCCCUGGUCCAUCCCCAUGGAAGCUGAAGACAUCCCCAUUGUUCCAACAACCUCAGGAACCAUGAUGGAGCUGCGCUGUGUCAUUGCCAUCAUUCGUCAUGGAGACCGUACACCAAAGCAAAAAAUGAAAAUGGAGGUUCGACAUCUGUUGUUCUUUGAGUUGUUUGAAAAACAUGGAGGCUACAAGUCUGGAAAGCUUAAACUGAAGAAGCCAAAACAGCUGCAAGAAGUUCUGGAUAUUGCCCGCCUUCUACUGGUUGAACUGGGCCAGCACAAUGACUGUGAGAUUGAAGAAAAGAAAUCUAAACUGGAGCAGCUCAAGACUGUGCUGGAAAUGUACGGCCAUUUCUCGGGUAUCAACAGGAAAGUUCAGCUGACCUAUUUACGUAAUGGACAACCAAAAGCCUCCAGUGAAGAAGAAGACAUUAAGAAGGAAGGUCCAUCUCUGCUACUGGUGCUGAAGUGGGGCGGUGAGCUUACACCAGCAGGCCGGGUUCAGGCUGAAGAGCUGGGCAGGGCAUUUCGUUGCAUGUACCCUGGAGGUCAAGGUGACUAUGCAGGGUUUCCUGGCUGUGGUCUGCUGCGCCUGCACAGUACGUACCGCCACGACCUGAAGAUCUAUGCUUCAGAUGAAGGAAGGGUGCAAAUGACAGCUGCUGCUUUCGCUAAGGGCCUGCUCGCUCUAGAGGGGGAGCUGACUCCAAUCCUGGUUCAGAUGGUGAAGAGUGCCAAUAUGAAUGGACUGUUGGACAGCGAUAGCGACUCUCUGACUGACUGCCAGCAGAAGGUCAAGGCCAGGCUGCAUGAAAUCAUGCAGAAGGAUCAGGAGUUUACACAGGAGGAUUAUCUGAAGUUGGCCCCAACAGACAGCCCAUCGCUGGUCAACUCUAUGAACGUCAUACAAAACCCAGUGAUGACCUGUGACAAAGUCUAUGCCCUCAUCCAGAGCCUCACCUCUCAAAUUCGCAAGAGACAGGAGGACCCCAAGUCUGCAGAUUUGCAGUUGUACCACAGUGAGACACUGGAGCUAAUGCUGCAGCGCUGGUCCAAAUUAGAAAGAGACUUCCGCAUGAAGAAUGGCCGCUAUGACAUCAGCAAAAUCCCAGAUAUCUAUGACUGUAUCAAAUAUGACACGCAGCACAACGCGUCUCUUGGCCUGAAGGACACACUGGAGCUGUUCAGACUGUCCCGUGCCUUGGCUGACAUUGUGAUACCACAGGAGUACGGCAUCUCCAGAGCAGAAAAAUUGGACAUCGCUGAGGCUUAUUGUGUUCCCCUGAUGAAGAAAAUCCAGCUCGACCUGCAGAGAACACACGAAGAUGAGGCAGUUAACAAGCUGCACCCCCUGUACUCUCGUGGUGUGAUGUCUCCUGGUCGUCAUGUACGUACGCGCCUCUACUUCACCAGUGAGAGCCAUGUUCACUCUCUCCUCAAUGUUUUCCGCUACGGAGGCCUUCUGGACGAGGAAAAGGACCAGCAGUGGAAACAGGCUAUGGAUUACCUGAGUGCCGUGACUGAACUAAACUACAUGACCCAAAUAGUCAUUAUGCUGUAUGAAGACAACAAUAAGGACCCCUCUUCAGAGGAGCGUUUUCAUGUGGAACUCCACUUCAGUCCCGGAGUCAAAGGAUGUGAAGAUGAAGAGAAUGUACCUCUUGGAUUUGGCUUCCGCCCAGCGUCAUCAGAGAAUGAAGACAAGAAACCCAAUCAAGGUAGUCUGGAGGAUUUGUCUCAGGACCAGCCUGACCAGGCUGUUCUAAUCUCUGAGCUAAUCAACAUCCAGAGAAGGUCCCCCAUGAUUCGCAACCGAAAGGCAGGCUCCAUGGAGGUCCUCUCUGAGACCUCCCCCACUCAGUCCUCCAAAGGCUGCACAUCACAUCGACUCUUCCCUCUGUGUUCACGCCAGUCUUCUGAUGUCAAACCAGCCAGUGGCUUAGCUCCUCCUCACGCAGGCUGCCUCUUCAGUGCCUCUGCUCUUGGGGUGUCCUGUAGCGCCCCCAACCUACGGGACUACGUCCGUACACACCACCAUUACCACCGAAAGCCACCCCUGUCCCCAGGCAGCCUGCCGUGCCAGAGUGGGAUGUUUGAGUUGUUCGCUAUGCCGGCAGUAAAGAGAUUUUCUGUGUCGUUUGCCAGGCAUCCGACAAAUGGCUUUGAAGGCUGCUCUAUGGUGCCCUCUGUCUACCCACUGGAGACACUCCACAACUUGCUUUCACUGAAACAGGUGGAUGAGUUCCUCAACAGGGUUUGUGAGAGCAGCAGCGAAGCCCACGCCAAGACCAUGAAAGCUCUCUCUGGCUUGUUUGACUCCCAGAGUCAGUUGUCUCUUUACAGCCCCCAGCAGCCUCUGUCCUCCUCCGGAUCAGAAGCGUCUCUUCAGCCAUCAAACCAGCCUCUGUGGUAUGGCAGCAUCCCCUCCAGUGAGGUAUCCAGUCCGGGCCCCUCUUCCCCCAUCACAGAGAUCCCCAGUUUGACAUUCAGUUGUCCUGAAUAGACUGUCGGGACUUUUGAGAAUCCAAGGAGAAGUUCUCUGCACCAUCACACGCUGAGAUUUUGGUUUGUUGGGUUAUUUCUGUCUUUCAUUCAUUUUGCACUCCAUCCAUCACCCCACAAUCACUAAAAUCUGGUUCCACUGGCUGAUUCCAUGGAAAAGCCACACUGUAUUGGGUUUUUCAAACAUUUAGACUCUACAUUUCACUGCUCAGAGUGCAGCAGCUCCUCUGAGGUGUACAUACAGCAUCAACACACUCUUCUGCAGCAUCACAGGACAGUGUCAGGCCUUGAAUGUUGAGCCACGAAGGCACCAGCUUAGUUUUAGUAAAGGUGUUCACUCCAUCAACCACAGGGGAAGUACAUCUAGAACCAGCACAAGACUACAAACGGGAAGAAAAUACUUUGCGGCAACAACAUCAAAAUGAAAAUGGUGGUAUGCUUUGACAUAAAAACUAAAUUUGUUCACCCUAACGUUCUGCUUUAAUGAAAUGAUGUGGGAUUAUUCUUCCUGCUGGUGAAUAAAGUUUUUAAAUCUUCAGUUCCGUGCAAAGUAUGCAGGCAAACAUGAACAGUGACACUUGUUCUGUGUAUUUUUUGUUAUUUUGCAUGGUGAAAUUGUGCAUACAUCAAACCACUGUUGAUACCAGCAGUCUUCAGUUUAAUGUGGACAAAGACGGUGCCUGUUUGUUCAAUCCCAAAUGCUGCUUUAAAGAAACAUGAGCUGCCUCAUUAGAAAAGUUUUCACUCCAGUUGUUUGAAAUGUUUUCACUGUUUUGUUUUUUUAAUAAGGCUCAAAUUGAAAACAAAACAAAAAAAUCAUCCAUUUUCUUAUUAAAGCCAUUUAUAUCUUAAAUAAAGGUACAGCCCCAAUAUCUUGUACUAUAACACAAAAGGAAAUAUCCAGCUUCAUAUUUAUGACUGUUCAGUUAAAUUCACUGUAUCACAAACUAUGAAAGUACCUAUUAAAAUACAUAUAAUAUGUUUUUUUUUCUUUGGUUUUUUUUUUCUUUGUUUUUUUUUUUGUGGAUUUGCCCCGUUACAGAGAUCUAAUCUUGCCAAAGGAUUUUGUAUAAGCCUUCUAAGAGCGUAAAACUGUUUAUUUCUUAUGUUUGUAACACUUUACAUUAGCAACACAGCAGUCAUGGCAAGAUUCUCUGCAUAAUAUGUACCAGUUUGUUUUGGGUUUUAUUCUCGUCACCACUCCAAAAUCCUGUAGAUUAUGAAAAAUAGUGAUGCCCAUAUUUUAUAUAAUCUUAUUAAAAAUGAGAUACUGCAGCAGCAUUGUUCUUCCUUUUAAUAUAUGAGCAGUAGGCUGUCCUUACUAAAUCUUUUAGUGUAUGUUGUCUGUCACCUGAAGAACACUGGAGACCUAGUUGCCUUAUUACUGAUGAUAGUAUUUUGUAUUUAUUUAUUUAUUUUACAUUGGACCCAAAAAUAAUUACAUAACAGUAAUUCAGCAAGUUCGAUGUUACCAGCGAAAGUCUGUUUAAUUUAUUUUAUGUCCCGAUCACACGGCACACAGCGAUAGCUGGACAAAGGAUAAAAAGUCAAAAAUUGGUGAGGAAACAUGGACAAAAGAUCCUGCACUCUUCCCAUCACUGAAAAGCCUGCAAAUCAAGCGUACUCAAACAGAACAAAACUAACAAAAGAACAAUGAAGCAAACCUCAACGCUUUAAACAAAAUCAAAACAAAACAUUCACAAUGACAUGACCAAAAGCAGGUAUAAAACCAAGCGCAGCCAGCCUUGUCGUCAUGUCCGUAGUACCUGCAUGUGCGAGAUUUUGUUUGUCUUCACAUUCUGGAUUCUUGUGGCAUGUCUGUACCUUGUUGUACACUUCAUAUGUGAUAGUACUUGUCCUGACGAGUACCUUUGAGUCCAUGGCAUCAGCCAUGGGGAACUGUCCGUGUCAGACGACGGCUGUCCCGAAGACACGCAGGCCUGCCACAAACGGUUGAAACGUGCGUAAAUAAAGUAGUUAAUAAAACGCUCUUAACACUGUUGUUUCGGUAUGAAAAUGUUGUUUUUCGUCCCAAAAAUGAACGAUUCAUUAGCGACAUGAACAGUGGGGACACACAACACAUUUGGAUGCCAUGCGUGUUGCACUCAGCCCCCAUUUGGGACAGGGACUGGUGUCAUGCAGGUGCGAUUCACCUCAUCUGUUUCCACCCACGCCAUUCGGCCGCGGUAUGUCGCCCGGCCGAAUGCACUUUUGCAAGAGCACUGCAACUGCUGUUGGAGGACUUUGGAUUGCAUGUGGACUUUAGCCGACUGUGGGUUGGUUGGCCAUUUGGGCGCCAUUCACCCUGUAGUGUCAAGGCUGGCUCCAUCACAACUUUCAUCCAGGAUUUGACGUGGCCACACAUUUCGUUCGGCCCCUCGACCGCAAAUGGUCUGACUUGCGUGUGACUUGCCGUACGAAUGUUGCAACUGCAGUCAGAUGGUAUGACCUCAUCUUGGCUGCGGCUGGAUUGGGUUUUUAAUGCGAGUGCACCGUGACUGUGGUGUGCAUGUGCUGUGGCCAAACGACUGCCAACUGCUGUGCGAGGUGUUCUAAUGUGGCUCGACUUUUCACGAAUGUCAUUUGAAUCCUCCAUGUGCCAUUCGGCCUCAUUUGUGCUAUGUGUGAAGACGCCUUAAAAACAAACCUCAAUAGUUUUUAAUAUUCCGUGCUGUUAGUAGAGUAAGCAAAGCAUUAAUGGAGUCAGUCAGUCAGUGAGUCUGAAAAAAAACUACUGCAUUAUAGUGGAUUAUAUUAUAGUGCAUUAUACUGGGUUAUGAUGGAUACAGGUGAAGACCAGUGAACAUUCUGUUUUGUGUUUAACAUCUGUUACAUGCGCAGUGACCACAACAUAAAGUACAGACAGACAGGUCUACCAGGUUGUUUGUGAUGUCUUGUUGCUAAUCCCAGGGUCCCGGUGGCCAUCAACACCACUACUGUUACUUGUAAAAUAAACAGUUUUGUGUAUUUUGCUGCAUUCGUAUCCUUACAAGCAGGGCCUGCAACAAAGAAAUUUACCCACAGUGCCGUGCUGCUACCUCCAUGCUUCAUGGGCAGGAUGGUGUAUCUAAGACGACGUAAAACGUAGAGGUUAGUCAAGUGUCCAAAACCUUCACACUUUGUAUCAUCAAAUUAUAGAAUGUUCUGUCUUCCACGUACCUUCUGGCAAACUUGAGCCUGUGUUUCUUGUGUGUUUUGUGUGAUAGUCCCUUUCUUUCUCAUGGAUUAAACUAUCCUGUAGUCAUGGAUAUACACUGACUUAGAUUUUUUUUUUCUUGGAUUCAUACCUUAACCUGUGUUUUUUAGCCUGGAGUGUGAUUUUCUCUUCAUGUUUUUUAAUUCUUUCCAAUCAUGAUACAAACAAAACGCCAUCAUCCAUCAAACACCGUAAAAGAAUGAAAACACAAUAUCCAGCUAAUAUCCAAUAAAUGAUCAAAAUUAAUAAGCGAAUGGACGAAGUCCUAAAAGAAAACUAUAAAAACAUUUACAUUGGCCAAGAGGGUUAUUUUCCCCAGUCCUUUCAAAUUGAUUUAAAUUCCCAUCGUUGUGAUAAACUCUGACAGUUUCAGCUCCUUCUGUGUAACACUGAAGGAGACGGCAGCAGUUUAGUAAAAAGUCACAUUCACUUCAAACUCUGGUCUUAACAUUUGAGCAGUAUUGUGAGAGUGCUGGCUAACUUCUGUAAACCUCAAGUGCCUUAAAAGUGUUGAAUGUAUUGUUUUUAAUGAAUAUGUGAAUAUGUGUCCAAUUGAAAUAUUUUAUUUUUUUUACUAAAUUAGGAUCAUGUUUUAAAGAUUUGGUUUAACUGAAAUUAAUCACAAUAAUGCCAGCUCAGUCAAGCUGUAUUCAAAUGUUUUGGUAUUCUGUUGUGGAAUGGAAAUACAAUUUGCCUACAAAUGUAUCUUUUAUUUUUUGACGAGAGACAAUCACACAUUUGUAGCUACUGUCGGUUUCCUGUUGUAUUUUUUUAUUUUUGUUGGUUGUAGAUGUGAAAUAAGAGACAAACCACUUGAUAAAUGUUUAUAAGUGAUUUGCAGACAGCUGUUUUGUCACUGUUGGACUCGUAUAUACUCUGCUGUCACACUAUGAACUUUGAAUGUGAACUUAAUCUCAGUGUGUUAAUGGGUAUGACUUAAUUGAACAUAUCAAUCAAUGAAACCUGGAUAUGUGUCCAUAUGGCAUUGAACUGAGGGUCAGUUUACUUUCUUUGACAGAGAUGGAAAGACGACUUGCCAAAGACCUUUUUUUUUCUUCUUCAAUAUGCCAAUCUAUCUUGACCAAAAGUGUGGAUUUUUAGCUUUUUAACAAAAUGCAUUUGUCACAGAAUGUUCUAAAUUAUGGGCAUUAUCUUCCAGCAGUAUCAUGUUUGUAAAAUCU